Messenger RNA from Stylophora pistillata, 1182 nucleotides. Its product is annotated as caspase-3. Gene Ontology annotation, molecular function: cysteine-type endopeptidase activity. The record is from RefSeq and is a predicted model, not a curated record. Gene Ontology annotation, biological process: proteolysis. NCBI's taxonomy places the organism in Eukaryota, Metazoa, Cnidaria, Anthozoa, Scleractinia, Pocilloporidae.
AAUACCGGUUGGCAAAAACUUCCGUCUUUGGAUUUACGUAAGAAGCGUCGCUUCUUAAGGAUGAAACUUCACCGACGCUUGAUAGUCAGUAUUCGUUGGUGAAUGAAACUACAGAACAAUGGGCAACUAUCUAGUCAACUAUUCGGGUAUCGGUGUGAGCGAAGAGCUCCAGGAGGAAAUCGCCAGUUGUGGCGUUUAUGACGCAUCUGAGUCAAGCUAUGUAACAACAGUCCCUCAAAUGGCACCUACGAGUCGAAAGUUUCCUCGUGUAAGGGACCAGCUGCCAGACGAUCAAGCCUACGAAGGAUUGCGAAAUCCUUAUGUGUUAGUGAUAAAUAACGUAAACUUUAUAAAAGACCCGGUACCAAGGAAUGGAGCUGAACACGAUCUUGAAAACGUGGAAACGUUUUUUAGGGAAGCUGGUUUCACAUCUGUGAGAAAGGAUUACGAUCUGCCAAAACACAAGAUGGUGGAUAUUCUUGACGAAACUCGAAAAAGAAGUGAAUUAGGUAAACAUGACGGUCUCAUAUGCAUCAUCAUGAGUCACGGCGAUGAGAAAGGAAUCAGGUGCAGCAACGGUGAAACUAUUUCAGUUGAUGAGAUAACCUCCAAAUUUCGUGGCAACAAUGAAUCGUGUCCACAGCUCGCAGGAAAACCCAAACUAUUCUUCAUUCAAGCAUGCAGAGGCGAAGUUGAUGACAAAGGGUACCCUGUAACCUGUGGGCUAGUCGACGACAAUGUGUUUGCCGAUAGCGCUCAUUGUGAGGGAAGGUCUCUAACACUGCCUUCUGAUGCAGAUUUUUUGAUUAGCUAUUCUACUACCCCGGGUUACAAGUCUUACAGAAGGUUCACAAUGUCAGCGGCGUGUGCACCACCCAGUGAAAGUCUUGGCUCCUGGUUCAUCUCCACAUUAAUGAGAGUUCUGCGGGAGAAUUCACACGCGGACGACCUAAUGACAAUGCUGACUAAAGUGAAUCAAGAAAUGAUCAGAAAAGCGACAGGUAAUGGUAACAAGCAGAUUCCAAGUCAUGUCUCCAUGCUCACAAGAAAGGUCUUUUUCGCCAGUUUCUUUAAUAGGAACUUUUAACUAAACCACGAACUACCAACAUCUCAAUUUAAAACUUUGCGAUUGGCUGUAACAAAUUUUGUUGUCAAUUAAAUAAAGGUCAUUAUUGGCUGUAA